Penaeus monodon (black tiger shrimp) is the source of this 4138-nucleotide messenger RNA. RefSeq names its product complement receptor type 2-like (gene Hasp). The record is from RefSeq and is a predicted model, not a curated record. Lineage: Eukaryota; Metazoa; Arthropoda; Malacostraca; Decapoda; Penaeidae. The transcript has 23 exons. Bases 27 to 4070 code for a protein of 1347 amino acids.
CCAAGUGCUUUCUCUACAACAACACCAUGCAGUGGUUCGGCCCGGAGAUCAAGUGCAUCCCCAUCAGCUGCGACGACCCCGGCGAGAUCCUGAACGGCUACAAGGAAGGUUCCUGCUUCACCUUCUCCUGCCGCGUCACCUACCACUGCAGGCCGGGAUUCGAGCUCGUGGGGCGCGGCAACCUCUACUGCCAGCACGACGGCACGUGGAGUCCCUCAGAGCGGCCGGCGUGCACACCGGUGCAGUGUGACAUUCCCGAGGACCCGGAGAACGGCAAGAGCACCUUCACCCGUCGCAUCUACAACUCAGUGGUGUCCUACAAGUGUGACUACAGCUACAUGCUCGUAGGACCCGAGACCAGGCGCUGCGGACCCGACAAGAAGUGGAGCGGAGUUCAGCCGCAAUGUAAACAGAUCAACUGCGGUCACCCGGGCCACCUCCCCAACGGCUGGCUGGAGAACAUCGAGCAAGGCACUGCCCUCGGCUCCUCCAUCAUCUUCCGCUGCUUCGCCAACAUGACUAUCGAGGGCGACCAGUCUACCGUCUGCCAGGCCGACGGCACCUGGAGCAAACCUCUGCCCAAGUGCCUGGCGCCGUGCAUCGUGCCCACCAUCGAGCACGGACGCCUCAAGAACCGGACGCUGGCGGGGGCGCUGGUCACCCACGGCAGCGUCAUCGAGGUGGACUGCGACGAACGCUACGAGCUCGCCUACAGCCUGGCGCCCUCGCUCUGCUACAACGGCACGUGGACGCAUUACCCUCGAUGCCAGCCCGCUCGGUGCAAGAAGCUGCCUCCUCGACCUCGCCAUGGCAUGGUCAUCGCCCCGAGAACCGACCAUGGCAUGUGGGCACGAUACCGCUGCAGGGACGGCUAUCAGCUGCAUGGCAACGCAACCACCAAAUGCAAAUAUGGCAACUGGACGGGCAGCACCCCCACCUGCGUCGAAGUGUACUGUCCUUUCCCCGGCGAAGUCGCAAACGGCCGCGUGCUGUUGGUGGGUAACAUGGGCAUGUACGACUACCGUUCUUACGUCAAGAAGGUCCGGAACAACCGGCAGAUCCGCUACGACUGUGACCGCGGUUAUUACCUGGUGGAGGGGCCGCCCGGAGCCACCUGCGUCGCCGGCCAGUGGAGCCCCAAGGAAAUGCCAAGAUGCGACCCCGACCUUCACCCGAGGAUCCGCUGGGUCAAGAGGUCAGUCGACAGCCGCGAAUACGAGGAGAUCCGAAACCAGACGGUGGGCGAGAGCCGCGUCGUGUCUGGCGGAGGCGACGCGUUGGGCCAGGCUCCCGCUAGCGACGACAACCGCAUGUUCGUCGCGGGCCCGAAGGAGCGGCCGCGGAAGCCGGCGAGGGACCAGGACCCCAUCAUCAAUGAGCACGAGAGAGUCAGGCCGUUCACCUUCAAGGUGAACUCGAAGCCAAAGGAGGCCGUGAGCACCAGCACGGCGCCGCCGCCCCGAACCACGAAGCCGACGGCAAGCGCUACCCCAGGCACGGCCGCCCCGACGCCGGCGAGGACAACGAGCGAAGCCCCGAGGAAGGUCGUCCGGGACGCCCUCGAGGUGGGGAAGAAGCUGAAGAGUCCCCUUUACGACUUCUACCGGCUCCUGCGCGUCGAGAACGAUUCCUCCAGCGAAGUAGGGAAGAAGGAGGCGUGGCCGGAGCUCGUGCGAGUUCCGAGAGGAGCGGCCGAGAGAGAAAAGAAAGACAAGAAGCGCAAGCAGAGAAACAAGUGGAAGAAGAAGGGGAAAAAAGUUCCCCGCUGCCAGGCCAUUCCGAGCCAGCCCUACCUGCGCGUGGAGGUGGCCCGCUCCGGCCGCGACAAGAACUACACCUACUCGGCAGGCGCCCGCAUCAAGGUGACCUGCCUGCACGGAUACGGCCUCAACAUCGGCAACAAGACGGCGAAAUGCGCCAAAGGCAAAUGGAAGCCCAAGAAGCCAGAAUGCGUAACGCUGCCCUGCUCGGUGCCCAAGGUGGCUCAAGGACAGUUCGACUUCAACGGAGAAGCCUUGUCGGAAGGUGCCACCAUCAGCCACGGGGAGGUUGUCAAGUUUUCCUGUCAAGCCGGCUACAAUGUUCUUGGCUCUGAGACCAUGCGCUGCUGGUACGGCGCCUGGGCGGUCACCGGCCAGAACCCCAAGUGCCAACCAGAUCAGUGCGUCCUCCCGAAGUUGGACCACGGAAAAUACACUGCAGGUUACAAGAAGGGCCUCACCAUCAUCCACGGCUCCACGGUCGAGUACAUGUGCGACGAGGGAUGGAUCAUGAGCGCGGAUGAGGUCACCUGCCAGCUGGGCAAGUUGGUCCCCUCGCCCCCCGCCUGCAUCGCCCCCGCCCGCUCCAUCAGCGUCAUGAACAUCGCCCCCGCGCCCGUCAAGAGGGAGGGCCCGCCAGGCGGAGACAUUCCGGAUGACGAGGACUCGAAGGACAAGAAGAGGACGUGCGGGGCGCCUCCUGACGUGCUGGGCGCCCUGGCCUACCGCGGAGACCAGCUCGUCGCCACCGACAGCGUCAAUGCUGACUACCCACAUCUGGACCAAGACCAAAGGUACUCGGACGGGACGCAGAUCAACUACGCCUGCGACGCCAGCCUGACCAGCGAGAACUACACCUGGAUGAUCAGCUGCCAGGACGGGAUAUGGGACGGUGAGCCUCCAGUCUACAUGCCCUGCGGCGACGGCAUCCCUCCGGUCAUAGACUUCGGCAACAUCUCCUGCAUCUGGAGGAAAACGGAACCGAACGUGGUCACCUUCUACAACGACCAGGAAGUCACGGAGGAGAUGGUCGAGUUCGAGCCCGGGGCUAAGCUGGUGUCUCGCUGCGUUGACAUUGGCAAGUACGCCCUGGAGGGAAGCGUCGAGCGCCAGUGUAUUCACGGACAGUGGACGGGGAACAAGUCUGUCUGCGUUGGACUCAACCAGGAGAGCAACUACUCCCUGGACAAGCCGCCGACCAUCCUCUUCCGGAACGAGAAGGGCCCCAUGGCACAGAGCAACGACGGGAAGCUGGUCGUCUACCCUGGCACCGUCCUCCACCUCGAGUGCCUCUUCACGCGCCGUCACGGAACGCCAAACUGGAACGUGUCCCUUGCGAGCGCAGGCGACGACAUCAAGGGGAAACGGAGGAAGAAGACGAAGGCGAAGGGGCGCGUGAAGGGAGGCAAGAAGAGAGGAGGAAGCUUCGCGCCUUAUCCGAACGGCUGGGCGAACGCUCCCAACCGGAACAUACAGCUGGAAUACCGCCUCUCGAUCUACCGGGCGCAGCCGAAGGACUCGGGAUCCUACGCCUGCGUCACUCCCAAAGGACACAAGCACGUCGUUACCCUGGACAUUCGCCGUGUGCACUGCCCGAACAUCAACGUGAACGAAUCGGACAAGGUCAUCUUCGAGCCCAACGAGACGAAGAUGAACACGAUCGUCAAGUUCUCCUGCGAAGUCGGAUACUCUCUCGUCGGCGCGUCGGAAAUCAAGUGUCUGCCGUCGGGUAACUGGUCGGCACCUUUCCCGCGCUGCGAGGACAUAGAGUGCCCGGACCCUCGCGAGAGCCCCACUGACCCACUCCUGCGGGUGACGGUCGUAGCGCGGGGCGUGGGCAGCCAAGUCCUGUACGACUGCCCCCGAGGACACCCCGUCAAGGGCCCUACCUCUGCCAUCUGCCAGGAAAACGGACAGUGGUCUUCGCCUCCUCCCAGAUGCAAGGAAGACAACUGCAUCCCUCCCGCUGCCCCUGCCAAUGGUACCGUCACGGGCGACGGUCCCUUCCACGCCGGAGACAUGGUCGUCAUCAAGUGCAAUCCCAAUUUCAUGCUGGAAGGCCAGUCGCUGAUUGUGUGUCAGGAGGACGGGACGUGGUCGGAGGAAAUACCCAAGUGUUCUCUGGCUUGCACGUACCCGGGCACCAUCAUCUCGGGCAUCAUGAGUCCCAUCAAGUUCUAUUACCCGAUCAACGAUACCAUUACUUACACGUGUAACCCCAGAAACGUGCUACGAGGCGUGCGGUCCAUCACGUGCAUGGAGGGGGGCAAGUGGUCGGCCCCCGUGCCCACGUGCAUCCCGGAGGAGUGAGUGCGCGUGCCCCGUGCCCGCGUCGGCCGAGAAGAACUCUUGGAGAAUUAUGAAUCAGUUCCAUGGGA